AUGGUUGCCGUCCAACUCGCCCCCUUUGCCUGGAAGCAAACGAAUGCAGUCCUCUGUAAGGAGUAUCUUCAGGCUAUCUUGUCCUUCAAGGGUGACAAUGUGGGACCCAUCAUCCACGUAUUGAAUGGCAUCGACGGCUCAGGUCGGCUCCCACCUAUCGACGUGUUUCCAUCGCGCAAGGCUCUACUUGAAUUAUCUUGGCCGGCAAUCUUUGGAAUCUCCCUAUUUGCGUCUUUCCGGGACAUCUAUGUGUUUGCUCGGGUCAUGGAGUCGAUCUGGCAGGUCUACUUCCUGAAUAGCCUGCGCUUUCAGGCCCUGGGGCGUCAUUUGUGGUGGCAGAGGUUGCGCUCAGGUGGCUCUCUCGCCGACUUGCACUAUGCUUCUGAAGACCUCCGCUCGGGACGGGAUAUCGCCGAAGAACUCGCGCCCGUUGAUCUUGUCAUACACCGCAUGUACCAUAUCUGGACCCAAGAACGGGGUUACCCUGGUAUGGGACACGGUAUGGACUAUGACUGGGUUGUUAACGUCGCGAAUUUGUGCUUUCGGAUCACGUCUACGCUCCGCUAUCGGCAUAUGUGGGUAAUCUUCUUCAGCCGAGAUCGCCGCUGA
Peniophora sp. CBMAI 1063 is the source of this 609-nucleotide messenger RNA. The record is from the annotation of a GenBank genome assembly. NCBI's taxonomy places the organism in Eukaryota, Fungi, Basidiomycota, Agaricomycetes, Russulales, Peniophoraceae.